Messenger RNA from Gregarina niphandrodes, 1539 nucleotides. RefSeq names its product pyruvate kinase. The record is from RefSeq and is a predicted model, not a curated record. Gene Ontology annotation, biological process: glycolytic process. Gene Ontology annotation, molecular function: pyruvate kinase activity; magnesium ion binding; potassium ion binding. The transcript has a single exon. Gene Ontology annotation, cellular component: cytoplasm. Bases 1 to 1539 code for a protein of 512 amino acids. NCBI's taxonomy places the organism in Eukaryota, Apicomplexa, Conoidasida, Eugregarinorida, Gregarinidae.
AUGAACACGAGUGUGCAGAAUUCUCAGUUUAUGAACAAAGCCCAACGUAUAGCUUUGGAUGAUAUCUUUAGGAGUAGAUCGGAGUUGGAACGAAGUCUUCGUAGGACGAAGAUUAUAUGUACGAUGGGGCCGGCCUGUUGGGACGUGGAAACGUUAGUGAAGAUGAUUGAUGCGGGGAUGGAUGUAUGUCGAUUGAAUUUUUCGCAUGGGGAUCACGAGACCCACGGGGAAUGUUUGAAGCGCGUUCGAGAGGCUAUGAAGCAACGUCCAGAGAAGAAGUUGGGUUUGCUGUUGGAUACUAAGGGUCCGGAGAUCCGUACUGGUAUGUUUAAGGAGGGUGUGAAGGCUAUUGAGUUGAAGAAGGGUCAGCAGUUGAAGAUCGUAACGGACUACAAUUUUUUAGGUGAUGAGAAUUGUAUUGCUUGUACAUACCCCAAGCUACCUCAGACUGUGAAGCCGGGAAGUCAAAUUUUGAUUGCAGAUGGGUCUUUGUCUGUAAAGGUUAUGGAUGUACAAGAUGACCACGUUAUAACCGAGGUGAUGAACAAUGCCAAGAUUGGAGAACGGAAAAAUAUGAAUCUACCUGGCGCCAAGGUAGAUCUACCUGUUUGCGGGGAGAGAGAGAUCAACGAUUUCCUAGCCUUCGGUAUUCCUAACAGGAUGCAUUUCAUUGCUGCAUCAUUUGUUCAGUGUGCACAGGACAUUCGAGAUAUUCGCAAAAUUCUCGGAGACGCUGGGAGACAUUUUAAGAUAUUACCCAAGAUAGAGAACCAGGAAGGUCUGAUUCAUUUUGAUGAGAUACUCGCUGAGGCUGAUGGUGUAAUGAUAGCUCGCGGUGAUAUGGGCAUGGAGAUUCCCCUGGAGAAGGUUUUUCUAGCACAGAAGAUGAUUAUUUCUAAGUGCAAUUUGGUGGGGAAGCCUGUGAUUGUAGCUACACAGAUGCUAGAGUCCAUGAUAAAUGCACCCCGUCCGACACGGGCGGAGGUGUCUGAUGUUGCUAAUGCGGUGUUGGACGGGUGUGAUUGUGUUAUGCUCUCAGGAGAGUCAGCAAAUGGGGCCUUCCCAGUGAAUGCAGUCCAAAUGCUAUCACGCACAUGUCUAGAAGCGGAGUCCUGCUUGGACUACCCAUCUCUCUACAAAGCCAUACACAGUUCUGUUACUCUAACCGGCUCUCUCAGUGUGCCUGAAGCGGUUUGCUGCUCUGCUGUGGAAUCUGCCGAAGACGUGAACGCCUCUUGUAUCAUCGCACUAACAGAAACCGGCCUCACCGCCAGGCUUCUUGCCAAGUACAAACCACCCCAAAUUAUACUAGCUGUAUCCGCCUCAGACAUUUCUAUCGCUCAGCUUUCCUUUGUCAGAGGAGUCAUUCCCAUCAAGGUAGACUCCUUCCAAGGUACAGACUCUAUCAUCAGAAAGGCUGUUGCCCAUGCAAAGGACAGAAAAUAUGCCAAACCUGGAGACUCCGUCGUAUGUGUUCACGGCAUUCUCGAAGAUGUAUCCGGACAUACCAAUCUCAUGAAGAUAGUCAAUAUACAGUAG